AUGGGCAUUUGCCGUCAGUUCGUUCCAGGAAUCGAUGUUCCAGCCGAGGUAGUUCUUGCAACAACCUGUACUUUCUUCGUCAGCACACUGUGUAACCCCAUUAUCUAUUCUAUCCGUAAAGGAGAAUUCCGUACCGCAGUAAAGAAAGUAUUCAGAUUGAUUGGAGUUUGUAUUUAGGUUCCAUUGACAAUGAAACUUUUGGGGCCACUACCAGUCACAAAGGAGACAAAAUAUAACUUAGAGACUUGGCACAAACAUCAAAACCUUUGCAGCUUCUGAGAGACAAAAUUGUCAUCUAACGUACGUUCACUGUGAAAGAAAGAAGAGGUAGUAACGCUACUUAGAAUUGUGGCAAACUCUUAAUCGAGCAGCAUGAUGAAUGAUAACCAUCACUAAGAGGCCAUUUUAUCAAUGCGGCGGUGGACUAACCUGGGUAAAAAGAGAAAAGAUGGGCAAAAUAGGGCGCGCAAAUAGCACAUGAGAAUGUAUCCUUACUCUACUCCAUGGCGCAUUCCUCGUGUUUUCACGCGUUUGAUUUAAUUAAUUUUUUCCGUUUAGAGCAGGUUUGCAUUGGACUGGAAUAGUUCCUUAAAAAAAGACAUCAGGAAAAGAACGCGAAAUCGAACAGAACACCAUAUUUUCUCUGACUUUUAAGGUUUGCACUCGGGUAAAUUAAGGAGCCAAAACACCAGUAAAUUAAUUUAGUAGUGUUUUUUUUUUGUUUCAGUUGGUUAAAAACAGUUUUGUCCGACAAAGUAAACCGGUUGUAAACCAUUUUGCUUUUUGUUUCAAAUUUCGCUUUUCCCCUUGUUUCCAUAGCAACUUCCGUAUUGCAUUCUACAACCUCUAUCCGGACUCAAUAGGCUUGUUAGCAUUCCUAAUCGACCAAUCAGAAACGCUCUACAGUCUGUAUGUUGUUAAGUAUAUUGUAAGCUACAAAACACCGCAGUACAGAUAUUCAUUUCUAGGGCAAUUACCCUGCUUGUUUAUCAAGGCGAAAAAUGUCAUAUUUUCUUGACGAAAUAUCAAACUACGAUGAGAUCUCGACCGUUCACUCGUUUUCAACACACUCUGAGCAUUAAUUAACAAAUAAAUGACAUGAAUGGAAAUGUAUGAAAUGACUCAUAUUUUGAACUGGGGAGAAAGAUAUGAAGGUGGAAAUGAGGUUCAUUUCCACUUUCAUUUCAAAUAAUUGACUAACAGUUAAUCAACCUAUUAAUCUAACAAAGAUAACUUGAAUAGCAGUAAAUAGGGAAUAUCUAAGCCUCUUUCACUAGCAAGUAAAACUACUACUAAGAAAAAGUUGAUUUGGACCUAAGAUACACGCAACUGAAGGAAUUCCUGCCCGAGAUUCUUGUCUGUCCGGCAUUUUUCAGUCUUGAAAACCGUGCACAAUUAAGGUUCCAGUAACACUUGCUUCCGUUUUCAAACAUUUUGCCACUAAUGGGUCAUGGCAUCCGUGGUGAGUUUCAAGAACCAGAAUUCGACUUAUCGGGGCAAAUUGUGAUCAACGGCAACGAAAUUUAGUUCGCGUUAUUGGGGAAUUCGAAUUAUCGGAGUUUCAGUAAACUGAGUCUGAGUAUAAAUAGCUGAAAAGUGAGGUGAACGUUCAAAUUUUGUCUCGUGACUUUGUCCAGUAUUUGGAAGCAAAUAACCCAUUCUUGCCGAGUGGGUGAAACCAGGAGCUCUUGCAAGUGAAAGUGGUAACCUAGUCCUCGACAACCACCCCCAAAGGGCUUUCGCUUAGAUGGAAUGGCUCUUCAAUUAAUAGUUCAAAAUUUUGCCUUAUAGUUAUUUAACAAUGUACGUUAAAAAAAAUGAGAACAGUUGAUAAAAAUCGGUUUGAAUCCCGUUGAAGUCCCCAAAAUUUUUCGGGUUAAUUUGCAAUUGCUUAAAUUUGAAUUACCACUGCGACGAUCAUAUCUUCAUUUGAAAAAAAAAAAAAGGUAUUUAAUUUAACUGAUUCAAGACAAUUUACAAUAUCAGCUGCCACAAAACGGCGCUAGACAACUUUUGAAUCAUGACAAUAAAAAAAAAAUAAAUAACAAUAUAACAAACAUAAAAAAGUUGUUGAUGGGAGAAAAGCCACAAAAUAUUUUAGAAUUUUUUGGAAAGCUUAACCAUCCCGUUUCUAAAAAGUAUCUAUAAUCAAUGAAGUUAAAAGGGAGUGGAGUGGCAUAUGGAAAACGCUAUUUUUUGCCCCUUUUCUUUCCUGUUUUGUUUUUGUUUGCCUUUUUUUUUUUGCUCUCUCACAAAAAAGUAGUUCUCCAAAUUAUAGGCGUUUUCGAUCAUAUUUAUUAUAUUCUACGGGUUUUUUUUAAUUGGAUGAAUCUCACUAUUUGUUGAGAUAUCACAGUAAAUUGUUAGGUAGCCUGAGCAUGUAAUUUAACGAGAUUAGAAUGGCAUAGGAAGAACGAUUCAGUAUUAUAAUUUAAAGAUUACAGUUGCUUUACAAUUUACCUCAAGAUAAGAAAAUGACAGUGAAUCAAAAGAAAACAGUUUAUACUUAAGGAUAAAAGGUAAUUAGUUGAGAAAUGGACCUAAAAUUAAAGGUGCGCUCGUCAUUAAAUAUUCAGCUGAUCGAAGGGGGAAGUGAACGUUUUUACUUAUUAUAAACGAUUGCUGUUUUGCAGUGAUCAGAGAUUGUUUCUUCACUGUUUCUUCUUCCUUCAAAAAUGAUUUUCAUUGUUUCAAAGAGAUUAAAAAACAAAACCAAACAACCAAAAAAACCCUAAAUAUAUAUUUUCUAAAGAAAACAAAAGUGAAAAAGAACAGAAACUAAGCUUUCAGGAAUUUUACAAGAUUUUCCAUAUGUUACUCCCUGCGUUUUAGUUACAGUGUGGGACCAACUUCCGUCCACGUAAUCGGCUAAAGAAAAGAAAUGACGCAAAUUGUAUAAGAAAAUAUUCAAAUCAGUUGUAAAAAGUACAUACAUUUGAGAAAAUUAACUCACUUUGGUUGCUUCACUCGUAACGUUCAAGCAAAUUACAUUACUUGUAUGUACGAAACUCCAGCCAUGAGCUUUCCUCAAGUAAUAGCAGCCUUCCACGCACUUUUCGACGCGAUCGGUCUUCCUGGUAAUUUAUUGGUCAUAGUGACGAUCAUCCUCGAAUCAAGAUUUCAUGUGAUGCGAUAUAUUUUACUGGCAAGUCUCGCUUUAUCAGACUUUCUUCUGUUGGUCCUCGUCAACUCAUUCCGCAUCAAAAGCAUAGCACAAGAACAUUGGUUAUAUGGCCAAACAAUGUGCUAUCUCAACCCAUUCUUUGUCAGAUACUUCUACAUCAACACGGUUCUUCACUUGCUAGCAGUGUCUUAUGAUCGAUACCUAGCGAUUGUCAAGUCGCCUUUGACGUACCAUGGCACCAUUACAAAAACCAGAGUAGCAUUUAUGGCACUUAUCUGGAUAAUCCCGAUUCCACUUUCCAUCGGUCCAUUCCUUGGUUGGGGAAAGUACGUUUACAACCCAGAGGUGUUCUUCUGCGAGCAGGGAUGGGCUGAGCAGAGUGAUUCCACAAGAGGAAACAUGAUCGUUUUACCGAUCGCGACGUUUAUUGUGCCAUUCUUGGUCAUCGUAUUUCUGAACGGGUCUGUGUACAAGGCGGCGCGAAGGCAGAUAAACGCCAUUGACGUCCAAGUGGCUGAUGCUGAAAACCCUCAGCAGCAAGAGAUCGUAUCGAGGAGGCUGAACGACCGCAAGGCAGCUGUCGAUGUCACCAUCAUCAUCUCUGCGUUCGUUCUGUGCUAUCUCCCAGGCUGGCUUAUGGGCAUUUGCCGUCAGUUCGUUCCAGGAAUCGAUGUCCCGGCCGAGGUAGUUCUUGCAACAACUUGUACUUUCUUCGUCAGCACACUGUGUAACCCGAUCAUCUAUUCUAUCCGCAAACGAGAAUUCCGUACCGCAUUAAAGAAAGUAUUCAGAGUGAUUGGAGUUUGUGAUUGUAUUUAG
Molecule: messenger RNA, 3943 nt
Organism: Porites lobata
Lineage: Eukaryota; Metazoa; Cnidaria; Anthozoa; Scleractinia; Poritidae
Source: the annotation of a GenBank genome assembly